GCUUGUGAUUGGAUGGAUAAAGCUGUAAAAGAAUAUACACUAAUGGGUAGAAUUAAACGACCAGCAUAUUCACUCAUAGAAAUUGGAUCAAACAAGCCUGGAGAGUACAAGAAGAAAAUUGGUAUUAAAGAAGGGGGAGAAAAUCUUGAAAGUGUUAAUGAAACUGAUUUGGAAAGCGAAUAUUCUGAGCCCAAGAGGAGGGAAAUUAUAUUAAUACAUA
Messenger RNA from Ambispora gerdemannii, 220 nucleotides. NCBI's taxonomy places the organism in Eukaryota, Fungi, Glomeromycota, Glomeromycetes, Archaeosporales, Ambisporaceae. The record is from the annotation of a GenBank genome assembly.